GUCAACUGUAACUGAACUGACAUUUAAAAUUGGAUUCGCGAUUUGAAUUUUGGAGUGCAAAGUUUUUUUUUCGUUUAGUUAUGGAUCCAGAAAAACAAAUGGAAGAAAUACAAAACAUUCUACAGAAACUAGAAAAUACUCAUUUAUCAUCCGGUCCUUUACGCGAAAAAAUCAACUGUUGCAAAGCCAAACUGAACCUAAACAAUGAUGAUAUGGAAGUUAUUUACAAUCUUACCGAAACACAUUCGCCUGGUUUGAGAAACAAAACUGUGCAUAAGUAUGCAAAACUUAUAGAAAAAGAAUCGGACCUUUGUCAAAGAUUAACUCAACUAGAGUUGAGUAAGCAAACCUUAGAUAUAAAAUGUUUUACAUAUCCAAAGGAGAAAAAGAUAGAAGAGAUGUUGCGACGAGUCCAAGAAAUGCCAAAAGAGUGGACUAUUGUUCAGUUAACUCCACAAUUUAAUCCAUUGGAAAUAAUGAACAACAACAAAUAUAUUUAUUUUACAAACUCAAUUCACAUUUCUGUAUUCCAUUGUGGUGAAAAAGAAGAGCCAUUUUUUGUCACAGCUAAUGCACCAAGAGAUUCUGUUAAUGGAGAGCAAAUUGAGUUGGCAAAGGAAUUGCUAUCAAUAUUGAGACUAAAUAAGGAAGGUCUUACAAGUCACACACAAUCAAGAUUUGAAAACCAUAAAGAAAAACAACGGUAUUGUGAUAAAAUACAAAGUGUUGACGACAGAAUGAAGUUGUUAAUAAAGGAUAUUCAAAAUUUAUGGCUAAAAGAAUGGAGAUGUCUAUUUACAGGAAAAUUUUGUGAUACAAAUCUUGAACAUCAAAUAAAAAUAGAGCUUAAAAAAUGUUUCACAACACAAGUUCCUGACUUAAAGUUAACAAAAAAAAUUGAGAUGAUCUUAUGUUGUGCCAUCAAAACUUAUAUUCAGUUAAAUAUGAAUGAGGUCAAAAAAGUUGUACACUAUUGCUUACCAGAUGCUAAUAAAAACGAGAUAAGAAUCAUUGGAAAUUUUAUCAGGAGUAUAGGUCAAAAACUUUUUAUCGAAAAUUCAAAGACCAAAUGCCAUCCUGUGAUUUUAAUUUUGCACGAUAGUUUAGAUGCUUUUCCGUGGGAAAUGAUAGAUGUAUUAGAAGAACAACCUGCUUGUCGAUUGCCCUCCCUUCAUUUCCUCUAUUGUCUGUUUAAAGAACAUGAAAACGAGAUAGUAGAUGGUUACAAGAUCAUUACAGAUUACGAAAACGGAGGGUAUGUCGUGAAUCCCAAUUUGGACCUAAAAAAAAUGGAAACCAGAAUGAUGUCAUUUUUCAAUUACUGGACACCCAAGUGGAUAGGUUCUGCGGGAUAUUCACCAACUAAAGAUCAUUUCUUUGACCUAUUAACCAAUACUGAAAUUUUUUCUUAUAAUGGCCACGGAAGCGGAAGUAAUUAUAUUCCAACAGAAAAACUUCAAAAGUCACAUGUGAAAGCCAUUGUACUACUUUUUGGGUGCGGUAGUACCAGACUGGUGAGGACAGAUCCACAAACGGACAUGUUUGGGCAUUAUUACAUGUAUCUUAUUGCUCGUUGCCCUUGUGUGGUAGGAAUGUUAUGGGAUGUAACAGAUAAAGCUACGGAUAUUCUUAGCACAGAUUUUAUGAGCUAUUGGAUACCCUCAAAUGCUUCGAAACAUUGGAAAUACGUGGAUAAGGAAAAGUGGAAAAAAGGGGAAGAUAAAGUAAUUCUUUCAAAUAACCAACCAGCUUUUGAAGAACAUUUGUGGGAACCUGGUUUAUUACUAGCUCUUAUUUGGGCUAAAAAGAAUUUACCGAAUAUUAUGACAAGAGCAGCUUGUGUAGCUAGAGGUUUACCAGUGAGAAUUAAGAAAAAAUGUUAGGAAACAGUUUUAAUAUUCAAUUUUAUUUCAUUAUAUUUAAUUGUUUUAAAGUUUUAAAAGUAAUUUAUGAGCUGUAGAUAAAAAUUAAUUAAUAAGAAAAACUGCUCACUUGCUAGAAAAACUGUAUUGUCACCAGAUAAAAAUAUAAAAUAUAUGUCUAUAAAAUUUAUAAAUAUUUUAAUAAUAAACGAAUUUUACUAUUUAAAAAAUAAUUUUUAAAAUCGACUAUAACUCAACAGCUAAAGCUAUACCCAUGCCGCCGCCGAUACACAAGGCCGCCACUCCUUUAUUUUUUCCCAAUCUGUGUAAGUUGUGAAUCAGAGUCACAAGCACCCUCGUACCCGAACAUCCUAUUGGAUGACCCAGAGCGAUAGCGCCACCUGUAACGUUUAUUUUAGAUUCAUCUAUUUGAAGAGUGUUAUUCACGACAAUGCUCUGCACCGCAAAGGCUUCGUUAAGUUCGUAGAGGUCCACUUCCUCCUUUGUCCAACCGAUCUUCUUC
This is a messenger RNA of Psylliodes chrysocephalus, 2385 nucleotides long. NCBI's taxonomy places the organism in Eukaryota, Metazoa, Arthropoda, Insecta, Coleoptera, Chrysomelidae. The record is from the annotation of a GenBank genome assembly.